Molecule: messenger RNA, 699 nt
Organism: Drosophila ananassae
Lineage: Eukaryota; Metazoa; Arthropoda; Insecta; Diptera; Drosophilidae
Product: phosphatidylinositide phosphatase SAC2-like
Exons: 3
Coding region: 116-556 (146 amino acids)
Biological process (GO): phosphatidylinositol dephosphorylation; regulation of endocytic recycling
Cellular component (GO): early endosome; clathrin-coated endocytic vesicle
Molecular function (GO): phosphatidylinositol-4-phosphate phosphatase activity
Source: RefSeq, a predicted model, not a curated record
GCCCUUGAACAGCUUGGUGCUUUUCGAGGAGGCCGGACGCGCUCACGUUGGAAAAUGGAAAUUUGAAAAUAAAGUGUUGGAAAUUUGAAAAAACGUGUUGCAAAUGGGGCCCUGAAUGUUUUUAAGGACGAGCCUCAGGAGCAACCAGUCCACGCCCACCCACUCCGCCUUGAACAAGAACAACGCGUCCUCCAGUGGAGGGACCACCUCCUCGACUAGCACCAAGCUGUUCAAGGGCAGGAACAAGACAAGCUCCGUGCCUAUCUACUGGAGCCAGCCUGGCUAUAAGUAUCGCCCUCCACCGCGUCUCGAUCGCGGAUCGGUCGAAACGCAGCAGGCCUUCGAGAAACACUUCACCAAGGAGUUGAAUAUCUACAGUCGCGUAUGCAUCGUCAAUCUGGUGGAGCAGAGCGGAAAGGAGAAGCUAAUUGGAGAUGCCUAUGCCGAUCAUGUGAUUAAGUACAACAAUGAAAAGACUUUCGAUUUUCAUGAUUACUGCCGCGGUAUCCGCGUCGAAGAGCGGUCAUUGCAGAGAAUGCGUUUAUUCUGGCAUUAGACGGAGACAUCGACUUCCAGCCCAGGGCUGAUUGACCGGAUGAAGACGGUGGAGGAGCUUAGCGCCGAAAUCUCAUGCAAAAUAGCUUCAUGGAUGCGUAGUGAUCCUCCGAAUCUCAAAACAAAAACUAUGGGCAUAUUUCU